UUUAGAACAAACACUACAUCAAUAGCUAACACUUAACUUACACUUAACUUACACUGCCGUCUAUAACAUUGAAGUUGAAAAACUUGAAAGUUAAUUGCAUAUCCUUUGACAUUAUAUACCUGCCGACCUACGCGACUAAUUCAAUCACGUCCAUACUUUUCUCGAAAUACCAUUGUUACAACCUGUACUUCCAUCAUUCUGUGACGAAGCUACACAUUGGUAUUUACUAGGUACUUUCCGCAAUUGGAUCUAGCACACCUUCUGAAGACGCUACUAUCGCGACAACCCAAUCCAAUCAUGGCGCCGCCUGCGGGAAAGCGUGUGAAAGGUGUCCAAAUCUACCGACCAUUCAUCUAUGGUACCACUGCCCGACCUUUCAACGACACCGACAAUAUUCGACCUCCAACUGUCCCCGCCGACCAUACCCACUCUUGGCAGGUAUUCGUCAAAGGUGUAGAUAACACCGACAUCUUCUACUGGCUGCGCCGAGUCCAAUUCAAGCUCCACGAGUCCAUUCCGAAUCACUUGCGUACCCUUGAUGCCGAGACAAUUAUCAAGGAGAACGAAAGCAAGCCACCAGCCCAGAGACAAAAGGGCUUCGUUGUCAAUGAGACAGGAUGGGGUGAGUUUGAGAUUACCAUAAGACUAUACUACGACAGUCGCAGCAGCGAGAAACCACAGACCCUAUACCAUCAUCUACGUCUACAUCCCUAUGGCCGAACAGAAGCCGAGAAGGAGGCCAUGCGCAAUGGAGGCGAAAUUGUGGCCUGGGUCUACGAGGAGCAGCUGUUCAACGAACCCUUUGAGGACUUCUACAAAGUCUUGACCACCGGCGCACGCGACAAGAACGCUUCGUCCGGUAGCAAGGGCAAAGGGAAGGGCAAGAAUGCGCAGCCACCUGCAGACGGCGGCAGCGGCGAAGUCAAGGAGCGCAGCGCCAUGAUCCCCCUCACGAACCGCCCGGGCCAACCCUUCAGCCGAGAGACCGAGCAGCUUGAGAUGAAGCGGCUAAAGGACGCCGAGGAGAAAGUACACCAGAUGAUUCUAGAGAUGACGAAGACAGUCAAAGCCAAGGAGGCUGAACUAGCAGCGCUGAAGAAGGCCUCGGGCGUGUAGGGCACAAAACGAGGCCGUCCAGCAGCUUCCUCCAAGGCCGUCGCCGUUAAGAAAGAAGACGAUGUUAAGAAAGAAGAUGACGACGACGACGACGAUGAUGAUGAUGACGACGACGGUGAUGCCCACCAACCCAGCAAGGUCAAGGGCAGGCACAAAAGCAGGGCCGGCCACGAGGCUCCACCAAAGCCACCGCGACGAAACGAGCAA
Molecule: messenger RNA, 1323 nt
Organism: Hypoxylon fragiforme
Lineage: Eukaryota; Fungi; Ascomycota; Sordariomycetes; Xylariales; Hypoxylaceae
Product: yeats family-domain-containing protein
Exons: 2
Coding region: 298-1116 (272 amino acids)
Biological process (GO): regulation of DNA-templated transcription
Source: RefSeq, a predicted model, not a curated record